AUGUCGAUGGACGACGUGAAAGACCUCAAGAAGCAGAUGCUUGGAACGCCGAUCCGGCCAGCCAAGAAAAAGCCAGCUGCCCAAGCGGCUCGGGGCGGAGAUGCUGAUGUGCAUGAAAUCAAAGCAGAGCCCGUCAGACCACGGAAGGUGGUGACCCGACCUGCCUUCAAACGGCCUUGCGAGGGGGAGGACUUGCUCGCCAGGGCAGUUGUGAAGGAUUUCGAUGAGGCCCGAAUCUCUCCGGACGAGAUGGGCAUCGACAGUGGUUUCUUGAGUCGUCGCGGCCUGCCCUGUGACAGCCCUGUUCGCCCGGAGCUUCGUCCGAAGUACGAGUUCGUCAUUGCCACAGAUGGGGGCUGCGAUGGUGCCAGCAAAUUUUCGCACGCAUUUCGCGAUGCCAAGCCAUUGCAAAACUGGGGUCACGAGAGACACUGUGACUUGUGCAACCAAAAAUGCAAAAACAAUCUGUUUUUGCUGCGCUGCUUCGAUCGAACUUCCAGGCCGUUCCGUUUGCACAAGGCAUUGAUCUACGCUGGGCCGGAGUGCAGCAAAGCUUUGCUUCGAGAAAAGCGGAGGUCGUAUGCGAAGGACAUGCGUGACUUGCAGCAAAAGUUGCGGAGCAUCCUCACCAGGGAGACUUGGAGAGAGGAAAUGCAGUCCAUCAUCGACGCCGGCAAGUAUUUGAACUUCGUGUUAAAGGCGCUGCAAGCAGUCUUGGGCAUGGAUAGGCGUGACAAGCUGGCCGGUCGACAAGAUGCGGGAGGACGUGAUCCAUUCUGUCGAAGAUCAGAUCCGGUGCUGACCCGUGCGACGAAGCCGUUGGCAUUCCGUGCUCUGGAGUCUCGGUUGAAGCCACAAGACCUGAAAGUGCAGCGUUCCGGCUCUAUGUGGACAGCCUUCGCGCGAGCUUUGAGGCAGGGGGCAAAGCUUACCCAGUUGGCUACGCGGAUCCGGGCACUUUGCAGCCCAGCUGCAGCAGAAGCAGAUGAAGAGCAAAGGCUGAAGGACUUCCUGGCCAAGAUCUCUUGCAACGCCCGGGUGUGGGAUGCCGAUGAAGCCAAAGACCGUUGCUUGUCGAACUGCACAUCUCCGAUCGCCACUUUGCAGUUGUGCUGCAUCUACGGCCAGUUCCACGGGGCCGGGGUGGGAUUGAGUGCAGAGGAGCUGACCGCGGUCAAGAGCAAGGUCCCCGAGAUCUUUGAAGAGGUUGUGAGGUCUCCUGAGUCCGAUGUCCCGGCCCAGGUGCUUCCGGUUGAGCCCGAGUCAGAUGCUGCGCACUCCGUGCACAGCAGUGACUCCGAGGAGCCGAGGCCUCCGAAGCCUGUGCGGGACCUCCCCGCACCCCCCCCCGAGGAGCUGGGCACCCCUGUUUCUGAGCUGAAGCGUCGUGCUGAUGUGGCGGCUGCUCUUUUGGGGGAGGCCGUGCAGGCAAGUGCACCCCGGCUUGAACCCGCCAGAGCCCAAGCGAGAGCCGAGGCAUCUGACGCACCGAGACAUGCUCUUGGCCCCCGUGCUCCCCAAUUGGAAAGAACUAGAACUAGGGCCGAGUCAGCCGCCACAACCGAAGGUCCAAGCUCAGCGCCCAGCACAGCUCGAGCAGCUGCAAGACGGACCUUGCUGAUUGCACCUGCCCCAGCUCUUACAGUUGCACCAUCCAGACAUGCACUCGGCCCCUCCGGCUCUCCCAGCCCUCAGCUGCAAAGGGCAAGGGGAGAGGCAAGCGCAAGAACCGAAGGUCCAAGCUCAGCGGCCCCCGCAGCUCGAGCAGCUGCAAAACGGAGCUUUUCAAGUGCUGUGGGUCAUGCGCGCCAAGGGAGCUCGGUUGACAGGGUCUUACUUGGUUACCGGGACCGCAACAAGAGGAGAGCCAUGGAGGACACUGUCGACAUCCCGACUUGCCAUCGCGGCCGCUUGCUGGGCACAAAGGGCUCAAACGUGAAAGAGCUCGAGGCCAGGUAUGGCGUGACCAUCACCACGCCACAGGUUUACGACACUGACCCUUGGUCCAGGACGACCGUAACCGUCCGAGGCCUUGAGGAAGACGUCGAUGCAGUUGUGGCUCUCAUCCGACGGCUCCAUCAUCAGGAGAGUGUGAUCUUUCCUUCGGUUAAAAGCUUCGAGGAUGAUGUUGGAAGCACGCGCUUGAACGACCUGGCAAGGAGGCAUGCUGUAAUGACGAGAUGGUACCCUGACAAGCUCCAAGUAGUGAUUGUUGGCGAGCUCGUUGCUGCGCGACGUGUGGCACAGCAGCUGCAUAUCAAGCAUGAUAGCAUUCACAUCUCGCCGGAGCUCAUGGAUGAUUACGAUCGCGAUCUGCUUCCCAAGCUUAGGGGUCUCCCAGGAAUCAAGGAGUCCACGUAUUCGAGAAAAGAUGGUGUCAUCCGCUUUAUGGGGCAGGCCGAGGCUGUGGAUGCUGCACUUCAGAGAGUGAUCGACUGGGCACGAGAUCGUGAACCGCCGGCAAAAGACAGAGAUUUGGGGGAAAUCCUUCAGUCCUUUGCUCCUCACGAGCGUGGUGCCAUCGGUGAGAUGUGGGACGAUCUUUGA
Messenger RNA from Symbiodinium necroappetens, 2547 nucleotides. Lineage: Eukaryota; Dinophyceae; Suessiales; Symbiodiniaceae. The record is from the annotation of a GenBank genome assembly.